AUGAAUCUCAGUAACUUUUUAGAUUGGCCAAAAGUAGUUGAUAAGCUCCCUAAACUACAAUCGUUGACAUUAUCAUACUGUGAUCUUCCUAUUCCAAUUCUUUCAUCUCUUUCUCAUAUAAACACUUCUAAAUCUCUUUCUUCAGUUGAUCUCUCUGGCAACCAUCUCACCUGGUCAAUAUUCCAUUGGUUGUCAACCUGCAAUACAAACCUUAAAUCCGUUGACCUUUCUGCCAACAAGUUAAGUGGUUCAAUUCCUGAUAUUUUCGGCAACCUGAGUUCUCUCCUGCAUCUACGUCUUGCUUAUAACUCAAUAGAGGGACAACUCCCAGAAACCUUCGGCCAGUUAUGUAGUUUGCAAUCAUUGGACCUUUCAAGAAACAACUUAAGUGGUUCAAUUCCUGAUGUUUUCGGCAACCUGAGUUCUCUCCUGGAUCUAAGUCUUACUGAUAACUCAGUAGAGGGACAACUCCCAAAAACUAUUGGCCAGUUAUGCAGUUUGCAAUCGUUGUUCCUUUCAGGAAAUAAUCACAGUGGAGAGUUUUCUGAGUUUAUACAAGUAUUAUUUGGCUGUGCUGGAGUGAUUACGGAAGCUCAUUUCUCAAACCUCUCCAAACUGCAAGUAUUGGAUUUAUCUUCCAAUUCACUAACUUUGAACAUUCGUUCUGAUUGGCUUCCUCCUUUUCAACUUUCCAAUAUAAGAUUAAGGUCUUGCAAAAUUGGGCCAUAUUUUCCAAAAUGGCUUCGAACAUCUCAGAAUAGCUUUGGUGAGCUUGAUCUUUCUGAUGCUGGAAUUUCUGAUAUCAUUCCAAGCUGGUUUCAAGAUUACUCUGGAUCUGAGGUUUUAAAUUUGAGUUCAAACCAACUGGAAGGGCCAAUUCACUCGCUACCAUCAGGACUGGUAUAUGUGGAUCUAUCUAGUAAUAAACUUUCAGGGAGGAUCUCUUUCUUGUGUGCAGGCAAUAGGAAUUUACAACUUCUUGAUCUAUCAAGCAAUUCUUUCUCCGGAGAACUUCCAAAUUGUUGGAAGCAUUUAGAAAAUCUAGUCAUUCUUGACUUGAGUCACAAUGCUUUUUCUGGAAAAAUUCCUUCUUCAAUUGGUUCCCUAGCUUCUCUUGAAACAAUGAAGCUUAGCAAGAACAAUUUUGAGGGAGAAUUGCCUUCAUCCUUGAAGAAUUAUACAAACUUAAAAGUUUUUGAUAUUGGAGAAAAUAGGAUCACAGGAAUGAUACCUGAAUGGAUAGGGAUUAGCUUUCUGAAGUUGGCUAUCCUCAUUUUCCGAUCUAAUCAAUUUAGUGGAAGCUUGCCUUUGGAAUUGUGCCAUCUGAAAAACAUUCAACUUUUGGAUCUGUCUAGGAACACCUUCUCUGGUACUAUACCUCAAUGCCUGAACAAUCUGACUACUUUGGCUCAAAAAGGAAGUUCAAUCCCAAGCAUCAAACACUAUAGAGACUUCUAUAUACUAGCAACAACUUCUCUUCAAAAUUACGAAGAUGAUGCAUCUUUCAUAUGGAAAGGAAGAAUGUCCGACUACAAAAGCACGUUGGGACUUGUAAAGAUCAUUGAUUUCUGUUAG
Molecule: messenger RNA, 1575 nt
Organism: Rosa chinensis
Lineage: Eukaryota; Viridiplantae; Streptophyta; Magnoliopsida; Rosales; Rosaceae
Product: receptor-like protein EIX2
Exons: 2
Coding region: 1-1575 (524 amino acids)
Molecular function (GO): protein binding
Source: RefSeq, a predicted model, not a curated record